CCCGGCCCGGUUCAGCCCAGCCCGGCCUGGCCCGGCUCGGUUCGGCCCCGUGCGCUCCGCCCCCCCGCGGGCGGCCCCAGACCGGGGCGGCCCCGCCCGAGCCUCGCUGCGGAGCCGGGGCCGGAGCCGGGACCGGGAGCGGCGGCGGAGCGAGCGAUGGCAGCCAUCAGGAAGAAGCUGGUGAUCGUGGGAGACGGUGCCUGCGGGAAGACGUGCCUGCUGAUCGUGUUCAGCAAGGACCAGUUCCCCGAGGUCUAUGUGCCGACGGUGUUCGAGAACUACAUCGCUGACAUCGAGGUCGACGGGAAGCAGGUGGAGCUGGCGCUGUGGGACACGGCCGGACAGGAGGACUACGACAGACUGCGGCCCCUCUCGUACCCAGACACGGACGUGAUUCUCAUGUGCUUUUCUAUCGACAGCCCGGAUAGCCUCGAGAACAUCCCGGAGAAGUGGACCCCGGAGGUGAAGCACUUCUGCCCCAACGUGCCCAUCAUCCUGGUGGGGAACAAGAAGGACCUGCGGAAUGAUGAGCACACACGGCGGGAGCUGGCGAAGAUGAAGCAGGAGCCCGUGAAGCCAGAGGAGGGAAGAGACAUGGCCAACCGCAUCAACGCCUUCGGCUACCUCGAGUGCUCGGCCAAGACGAAGGAGGGCGUGCGGGAAGUCUUCGAGAUGGCCACCCGCGCGGGGCUGCAGGUCAGGAAGAACAAGAAGCGCAGGGGCUGCCCGCUGCUGUGAGCGGCCGGCCUGCGAGGCGGGCACAGCCCCGAGCAGCGUCCGGACACCGCAGCCAGAGCUCAUCCCACCCGAGAGCUGCCCCAGGUAGGCGGGCAGCCCCGUGCCCUGCUGGGGGGACAAUGCCUUCAGCUCGGCAGCUCCGUGGUGCCCCAUUUUACAGCCAUCCCCCCAGCUUCACCUGUGCCCUGCGCUGGGCAGGGCUCGCGGCCUGGGGGCUGCUGGCCGCCCCCCCACGGCUUGUGGCCACAGCCUGCUCGGGCCCUCUGCCCCUGCAUGGGACGGUCCCACUGGGGUUUUAUAGGGACUUCAGCCCUGUCUGGGCAGAGCAACGCCACGAGGAGCCGGAGCCAGGCCCAGUUGCUGCCAGAAGUGCCCCCCCAGGGCCCGGUGCCGGGGCAGGGCCUUGUCCAGCCACCUCUGAGGCUGAAUCGCUACGGACUUAGCACCAGUAAAUUGAACUGUGUAAUUGGGAGAAUAAAUGCAAAGUGGUAUUUCA
This is a messenger RNA of Anas platyrhynchos (mallard), 1234 nucleotides long. It is a transcript of the gene RHOC, whose product is annotated as ras homolog family member C. The record is from RefSeq and is a predicted model, not a curated record. Gene Ontology annotation, molecular function: GTP binding; GTPase activity. Lineage: Eukaryota; Metazoa; Chordata; Aves; Anseriformes; Anatidae. Gene Ontology annotation, biological process: small GTPase-mediated signal transduction.